GCUUUAAAUUGAAUAUAUAUAUAUAUACAUACUUAUGUAAUGUAAAGACGCACUUCUGCUUUUUGAUUAUCCACAUACCCUUUACGUCACAUGCAAACCACUUCACACUUGCAAAGACUAAAAUUUUGCCUCACUGACAAGAAAAGCAUAACCCCUCUACUUCUUAUAAUAUCCCAAUCCCUCAAUAUAUCCCUUGCUUCCCCACAACCACAUAAGCUACCUUAUACUGCUAUAUUCAUACUAGAACUUUGACUAAAUAGUUAUCCACAUGAAACUCACCAACAAUCCCAGAGUGUAGUUUUUGAUCAUUACCUUGAAUUCCCUAGCCAAAAUCUUUGAGAUUUAGUGAGUUUGUAGAAGAUGAGAGCAGGAAUUUGUACUGUGCAGCAGACUCUUACUGCUGAGGCUGCAAGCGUAGUGAAGCAAGCAGUGAGUCUUGCUAAACGGCGAGGUCAUGCUCAAGUGACUCCUCUCCAUGUAGCAAGUUCUAUGCUUGCAUGCUCUACUGGUCUUCUUCGGAAGGCUUGCCUUCAAUCCCACUCUCACCCUCUCCAAUUUAGAGCUUUAGAGCUUUGCUUCAAUGUUGCACUUAAUCGUCUUCCUGCAUCUGCAUCAACUCCUCUGUUGGGCCCUCACUCCCAUCAUACUACCCUCUCCAAUGCCUUGGUUGCUGCCUUCAAGCGUGCUCAGGCUCACCAACGCCGGGGCUCUAUUGAGAACCAGCAACAGCCCAUUUUAGCUAUCAAGAUAGAACUAGAAAACCUCAUUAUCUCUAUUCUAGAUGACCCCAGUGUUAGUAGAGUCAUGAGGGAAGCUGGUUUCUCUAGCAGCCAAGUAAAAAACAAGGUGGAGCAGGCUGUUUCCUUUGAGAUUUGCUCUCAAACCACUCCUAUGGGUUGCCAGACCAAAGAAAGCCCCAAACUUCAACUCCUCGGACCUGAUCUGUCUCGAUCUUCAGCUUAUACUCACUUUAGUUUGUCAAUCAGCAAACCACUAGAUCAUGCUAGGAAUGAGGAUGUAACAAAUGUUUUGAACUCCAUAGUAAACAAAAGGAGAAACACUAUAAUCGUGGGAGAGUGUCUAGCUACUGCCGAGGCUGUAGUUAGAGGGGUGAUGGAUAAGUCUGAGAAAGGACAAGUUCCUGGGGAUUUAAGGUACGUUCAGUUCAUCAACCUUCCACUCUUCUCUUUGAGAAAUCGCCCCAAGGAUGAGGUGGAGCAAAAGCUUAUGGAGCUUAGGUACCUUGUGGAGAGUUACGUGGAUAGAGGGAUCGUCUUGUAUUUGGGUGAUCUCAAAUGGGUUUCUGAGUUUUGGUCAACCUAUGGUGAAAGAAGGAGAAGUUACUACUGUCCCGUCGAACACAUAAUCAUGGAGCUUAAAAGAAUAGUGUGUGGAAUUAGGGAGAGUGCUGGAAAAUUGUUUCUUCUGGGAAUUUCAACUUUCCAGACUUACAUGAGAUGCAAAGAAGGGCAUUCUUCUCUUGAGGCAAUAUGGGAACUUCAUCCUGUUACAAUUUCAGCUGACAGCUUGAACCUUAGUCUGACUCUUGACAGGAACGCUCAAAGCACUAUGAGCAGUCCCAAUAACAAGGAGUCAGCUACAAAAAUCUUUUCUGCCAGCUCAAGCUUGCCUUCGUGGUUGCAACAGUACAAGGAAGAACGCAAAACAAAUACUGCCAAUGAUCAGGCAAAUGUCAAUGUGAAGGAUCUUUACAAGAAAUGGGAUCUGUUUGGUUCAGUUGACAAACACCACUACAACACUGAGGAACAUCUUAAUAUUUCUCUAUCUCCUUCUCCCUCAACUUCAGUCUCCUCUCAAGAUCAUAACAAAAACCUCCAUCAGCCCCAACUCAAUACUUGGCCAGUCAUUUUUGAACCAAAACAGUCACCCAAAGAACACCAGUUUUUGAUGUUUGAAAGUAGUAAUGAAGGCUACAAGGUCCAAACAGUAACUGACCCUAAGCCAGACCUCUUAUCAAAUCCUAACUCUAGCCCAAAUUCAGCUUCAACAAGUGAGGCAAUAGAGGAGGAUGCUGAUGAGCUUUAUGGAUUCAAGGAGGUUAAUGCUGAGAACAUGAGCAUUCUAUGUAAUGCGUUGGAGAAAAAGGUUCCAUGGCAGAAGGAGGUCAUUCCUGGAAUAGUUAGCACACUUCUUGAAUGUCGGUCCGGAACAAGCAAAAGCAAGAACUGGAUAAAGCACAGAGAGAAGAAAGAAGAAACUUGGUUGUUUUUCUCAGGUGCUGAUUCUGAAGCCAAACAGAAAAUAGCAAGGGAGCUAGCCAGACUCGUUUUUUGUUCUCAAAGCAGCUUUGUUUCAAUAGGUCUGAGCAAUUUCUCAUCAUCGACAAGAACAGAUUUAACUGAUGAAGGAUCUAACAAGAGGAUGAGAGAUGAACGGGGGGGAAGUUAUCUUCAAAGGUUUGGCGAAGCAUUGAAUGAGAAUCCUCACAGAGUAUUUUUAUUGGAAGACUUGGAACAAGUUGAUGGUUGUUCUAGAAGGGGCAUCAGGCAAGCAAUGGAAGGUGGAAAAGUGACACUUCCUCUUGGUAACAGUACAGUUCCUCUUAAGGAUGCCAUUAUCAUUUUCAGUUGUGAAAGUUUAAGUUCUGUGACAAGAGCAUGUUCACCCCACAGACGGCGGAAAGUUGAUGAGACCGAAGAAAAGGAUUGGAAGGAAGAUAUGGUAGAGAAAAGUGCAGGUGUCUCUCUAGAUUUGAAUAUGGCCGUUGAAGAUUCAUGUGGCCAAAAUGAAGAUUCAUGUGGCAAAAUUGGAAUUUUGGAGUUUGUUGAUAGGCAAACCAUAUUUAGAGUGCAAGAACAGUGGGAGAGAGUUGAUUAAUUAAAUUGUAGAUUCUGUGGUGGGAAUUCAUUUCUUCUUUUUCUUGAUUUGUAUUUUGUGUGGUAGUUUUGUGGGAGAGGGAAAGAAAGAAUUCAAACUAACAGGGGAGGUAUGACAGGAUUUUAGUAAGUUAGCUAGGUUUGCAUGAUGAACACUGUAUCUUUUAAAGUUUUCUUUUUGUUACAUAUAUAUAAUGCAGGGUUUUUUCACUUCUAAUUAUUGUUUUGAUAAGUGGGGUUUUCUGAUUUCAA
This is a messenger RNA of Rubroshorea leprosula, 3089 nucleotides long. Lineage: Eukaryota; Viridiplantae; Streptophyta; Magnoliopsida; Malvales; Dipterocarpaceae. The record is from the annotation of a GenBank genome assembly.